GCAGCGUCUGAGAAAGCUCGAUUUCUCGUGUUUUUCAAAACUUAGCUCGCUUUCAAGUGUUUGUCGUUUGACUUAGAUGAACCCUCCUGUUCCUAAAAAGUCAACAAAACGUGACAGUGGUGUUGGGGACUCACCUUCUCGUGAGCAGCUGGAUCGUGAGGCCCGUGAUCGUGGGGCCCGUGUUCGUGUGCCUAACCCUCUCGACCCUAUUACCAAAGAAUCUGAUAGUGCAAGUGCUGAUCCGCGAGUCAUGGCUAUUGCAGCUCAAGCGACUAUGGGGGCGAUUGCCAAGGCAGAAGUUUCAAUUCCGAAAUACUCUGGUCAUUCUAAAGACACAGAGUACAAGUCGGAGAAUGGAACAAGAACAGAAAUAUGGGAAGUCCGAAAAUGGAUCGACCGUUGCGAGCACGUCAAAGGUGCCGCACGGUGGACCGACGGGGUCUUGCUUCAGCAGGCGAUUCUUUGCCUUGUUCCAGGCACCCCCGCAGAUGACUUCUACCAGUGCGAGGCCGCCACACUUCUCACUUGGGAGGCCUUCAAGAAUGCACUAAUCAAGGAGUUUUCACCUCCGGUAGCUGCCAGCAAAAGAGUUCGCAUCCUUCGUUCCUUCAAACAAGGCGCUAAAGAACCAGCAUCACAGUACCAGAAUCGUAUCCGCCUCGCAAUGAGAAAGUUCGUCCGAAACAUCGAGGACUACACUGCUCCUCGGGAUGCCCUGGCCAACAAUAAAGACUACCUAUCUGGCGUUGAAGAUGGUGCAGAUGGUGCAAUUCAGUUCUUUAUGGACAAUGUCUUCCUGUUAGGCCUCAGGGACAGAUUGAUGGAAGAAGUCACGCUCUCUGGAGCGUCCACUAUGGAGGAAAUGAUACGGGUACUCCAACGUGUCGAAACCUCCGAGCUCCAGAAGCGUGAAGGAUCGCAUUCCAUUGCAGCGGCGUCCACCCCUUCCGCAUCUACUUCCUCAUUGGAAUCACAGCUUUCUGCCCUCACGAAAGCUGUGGAACAGCUCAAAGCUGGAAACAGCGCUUCCGCAUCCGUCGCUGCUGCUAACUCCAGCUCUCAACGGAAAGACAAAUCCAAGGAUAAGUCGGCAGGCAACUGCUACUACUGCCUGGUGCCGGGACACUAUGCCACGGAUUGUGAAACCCGGAAAAAGGAUCGGGCCGAUCAAAAAUGGAGGCCGACAAGUCGCAAUCCCUUCAUGUCUCGAGAAGACUACAGCAAACUGUCGAAGGAAGAGAAGACAAAAGGCCAGCACUUCUUCUCGAAGCCUGCUGCGUCCACCUCCACCGUCCAGCUUCCGCAAGGCCCGCCUCCUGCAUUCUUCCCACCUCUUCCUCCUUCUCAAGAGUCAAUGUAUGCCCAAUAUUACUUGGGAAACUGAGUUCAGGGAGGGCUAAUCGUAUAAGUCACAUUACGUCGGCAAUUUCCUCUAUAUAUGCGUAUGCAGUGGCAUCACUUUUUACACCUGCUUCGCCUGCAACACGUCCGACUGCUUCAAUUUAUCUCCCUGGAAAAGUCCAUGCUACGGCGCUGUAUGACACUGGGGCCCAGCUUACUCUGAUGAGCGAGGCCACAUUCAGACGCAUUCCAGUGCAUCUACGACCACAGCGUGACGCCUCCCAAUCAUGCCCUCUUCUCAGCGGCCCUGGUGGUUCUCCCCUGACUGUUCGUGGGCUUUACUACAUGCCCGUUUGCCUCCUCGAUCGUGAGGUCCAACAUGGGUUUGUUGUGGUUUCUAACCUCACGAGCGAUGUCAUUUUGGGUGCAGACUUCCUACAACAACAUAGCCUUUCCUAUGACUCUCUCGGAAAUCGUCUGUUCUUCUCUUUCAACCCCGCUGCAUGGUCUUCAGCAGCUAUGGUCGCUUCUGAGUAUUGUACACUCCCUGCCAACGCAUCUUCUGUCAUCAGAAUCAAGGCUUUCCGACAGCCAUCCAUUCCUCUUACAUCAUCCUCUUCCUUUUCGGCCAUCGGUGUUGUGGAUUGUGUCGAAACCCCAAUUUUUGGAAAGGAUGCUCUCAUCUCCUUUUCGGGACAAGAUGUCGAUCUUGAUAUUUCCCGUGGUCAAUACAUCGGUCAUCUCAAGCCUUUCAAGGAGGCUGAGGUUGGCGAGGUUCAUAUCAAUCUCGAUGACGCCCCAUUGUCGUCACCUCCCACCUCAACCCAUUGUGAUUCGGCCAAAGCCGAGCAUCUCCGUUCAACGGCUUUUAUUCAACUUCAACAUCUCUCAUCGGAUCUUUGCAACCGUUAUGUGAAUCUCAUCAUGAAGAACCACGACGUAUUUUCUAAGGACAAAUUUGACUUGGGUCGCACCUCAGUUAUGGAACAUUCAGUGCAACUGUCUACACUUGAGCCCAUUUAUGUCAAACAGUUCCGCAUCCAGAAAGUCACAGGUCAGUCCUAGUUGAGCAUUUAAACAAUUGGCUGAAACUUGGGGUAG
Tigriopus californicus is the source of this 2442-nucleotide messenger RNA. RefSeq lists its product as uncharacterized. The transcript is spliced from 2 exons. Lineage: Eukaryota; Metazoa; Arthropoda; Copepoda; Harpacticoida; Harpacticidae. The record is from RefSeq and is a predicted model, not a curated record. Gene Ontology annotation, molecular function: nucleic acid binding; zinc ion binding. The coding region runs from base 77 to 1384 and encodes 435 amino acids.